Messenger RNA from Cucumis sativus (cucumber), 803 nucleotides. RefSeq lists its product as hypothetical. Bases 125 to 613 code for a protein of 162 amino acids. The record is from RefSeq and is a predicted model, not a curated record. Lineage: Eukaryota; Viridiplantae; Streptophyta; Magnoliopsida; Cucurbitales; Cucurbitaceae. Gene Ontology annotation, cellular component: chloroplast inner membrane; chloroplast thylakoid membrane. The transcript has 5 exons.
UGCAAAGAUUCGUAAUAGAGGUGAAUAAAAACCGGCUAUCUUCAGUACAACAUUCUCUACUUCGUUCUUCCCGUCUCUUCUCCACUUUCUCUCCAGAUCUCUUCUCUGAAUCCUCUCCUUUCACAUGGCCGCCUGCCUUGCUCCGUCGCUCUCCGUAUCUGGGGGAUUGAUCAAGGCCUCGGAUCUCUCUUCAAAGUCAAUUUCCUUUGGGCAAAUACCAAAACUCGCCAUCCGGAGGAAGUGUUCGAAAACCAACCACAAGUUAUCAGUCCUUGCUGAGUACAAUGAUGGUGGUAGAAGUGGAAGUGGAGGUGGUGAUUUUGUUGCCGGUUUUUUUCUUGGGGGUGCUGUAUUUGGAACCUUAGCUUUUGUUUUUGCUCCCCAGAUGAGGAGAUUUUUACUAAAUGAAAACGAGCAUGGUUUUAGGAGGGCUAAGCGUCCAGUAUACUACGACGAAGGUCAAGAUGGUCUUGAGGCAACGAGAGAGACAUUGAAUGCAAAAAUAAAACAAUUGGGUUCAGCGAUUGAUAAUGUAUCAUCACGUUUGAAAGGUGGAAAAAAGAAACCACCUCUCCCAGUUGAAGAACCUGAUCGGUGGGCUCAAGGUGUGUAAAAAUUCAAUUUCAACAUUGUUCCACAAAGCCUUGUUUUAAAACUCCACCUUAAAGACCAUAUAUGUUGAAUUCAUGUCGCAAUAUGCCACAACUCUUAAUUGCAACUUCUUUUCUGGAUUCAUCAAGGUUCAAAUCGAUUGUUACUUACAGAUAAAUUAGAAUUUGUUAUAUAUAUUUGAAUUCAAUUUU